Molecule: messenger RNA, 1680 nt
Organism: Penicillium subrubescens
Lineage: Eukaryota; Fungi; Ascomycota; Eurotiomycetes; Eurotiales; Aspergillaceae
Exons: 3
Coding region: 1-1680 (559 amino acids)
Cellular component (GO): nucleus
Molecular function (GO): nucleic acid binding
Source: RefSeq, a predicted model, not a curated record
AUGGUUAGCCGCUCUAAGCGCCUGCAAAUGAUGUUCGCGGGAGACGAGGAGCUCCUACAUCUGGACACUCGACUGACUCUUCAACCUGUUCAAGAGACUCCGGAGACCACCGUUCCUGCCACCGUGCCUUCCACGAUGCCUCCCGUCGUUCCUGCCAUCGAACCACAACCCGUUACACAGACAAAACCCAAUUCGUCCCCUCGCAUGAAUACCAAAAUUCCCGAGUGGGAACUCCGCAAUGCCUUUUGUCCCGCCAGAGCGCUACCUAAGUUUCCCUUCAAGUACGUUCUCCCCAAGGGAGGGGCUUUGUCCAAGCAAAUCGCAAGGGAGUACUUUGACGGUGGUGCGAUCUGGAACCGACUAUGGGAGGUGUACUACCUGCCAAUUCCGUGGAGUAUCACCGAGCAACCCCUUCUGCUCAUUUCGGCGCUACAGGUGAAGGACUUUUUUGACAAAAUUAACUACGAGCUAAAUUGCGACAUCUCCUUGAAAAGAAACCAAGAAGGUCUGGUGGUGUUCUUCGACGCCAAUGAUGGAACCCCUCAGCCGGUCUUUCACGGCCGAAUCGAGAACCGUGGGGGUCUAGACAUUGCCGAGAAGAGCAUUCCCGAGCCUGAGAGUGGUGAUGAAAACUGGACCAAAAAAUGUGAGCCGGCAGCCGUGAGGGCAUUUGCAAAGAAAGUCCAUGAAGCCAUCUUAGCCUACAAGAAAAAGAAAAUCAAGCCAAAGUCACGGGUCCCCAACCCACUCAAAGAUGAACUUGAGUGGCGAAUGAUUCAACAACCCCCAGGUCGCGGCUUGUAUCAUCUCAUGUCCUUCCUUGGGCUCCGACCGCCUCUCUACGAUGACAACUGGCUCAACGGGGGCGAGGUUUAUGAUCCAGUCAAUUUGCUUGAGCCUGUUCGCUGGGAACCUCAAGAUAGCCCUAUCUUCUACAGCGUUGACGUGGAAUGGAAUGAGCGGAACUUUACCCAAUUGACCGAGAUCGGAAUUUCCAUGCUGGAUACUCUUGACAUUCGUGGCAUUCCUCCAGGAGUUAACGGCGAGAACUGGGUUAAGCACAUCAAGUCAGCCCAUCUACGCACCGCCGAGUACAAAAACUUCCGCAACAGCCAGUUCGUGAUGGGAUACCCGGAUAUGUUCCUCUUCGGCAAGAGCGAAAUCGUCCCGAACGAGCAAAUGGGUCGACGAACUGACUUGUUCUUCGCCACACCGUACGAUGGAACCGAGGAUAAGAACCGACCAGAUCUCCCAGAGCACAGAUUGGUAACCCGCAACAUUGUCCUCGUCGGUCACAAUCCCGAUGCAGAUAUCAAAAUGCUUGCAGAGAGAUGCACCAUUUUCAAUUCUAUGGACUUGCGGCCCCAGAAGCUCAUCCGCAGUUUGCUGGACACCCAAGAGCUCUUUCAGAGGCUACGAACGCAGAAAAAUCCGAGCAAGCUGGAGACUAUCUUGAUUCAGCUGGGACUUGAACCUGAGUUCUUACACAAUGCGGGUAACGAUGCCCGUUACACGUUGGAAGCUCUGAUUCGGAUGGCGAUGGAAUUGGCUGCAAAGAAAAUGGAACCAAAGCAAGUCUCUGAUGAGGAAGAAGACCCCGAAUGGAAGAUAGUUGAGGAAGAGAAGACCGAGCAGCAGGUGGUUGUGCAGGAGGCGGAAGUUUCUUCGUCGGAAUGGUAA